AAGUGGAGAAGAUCGGAGUGCAAGACUCGUGACGGUGAGUAGCAUCCGUGUACGUCUGUCCCUUGUUUGUCCCCGAGCGCCGGAGUUAGGAUUGCUCACGGACGUGAGAAUCCCUUUCAUCACACUACGUGCGAAAGCGCGAGUGUGUGAAAGCUGGGUAGCUGAGGCUUUGUGCCGGUGAUGACCAUUCACCCAGCCGGUGAAGGUCGCAGCCACCCCUGGGGUAUCCCCUGUUCCACCGGAAGAAGGGUCGAUACCCCUUUGAUGUAAACCCUUCUCUCCUCAGCUAGGUUGUCGGUCAGCUCCGAGAGGGAAUCGCCGUGUCCGGAUCCGAGUGAAGAUUUCCAGGUCCGUUGAGGGUUCCGGUACCUGAAGGUGAGAGCGAGCGGCGCCUGGUGAGUACCGAGUCUACACCUGCACGGCAGCAGGCACCACCACACGCACCCGCAGGCCGCACCGCACCUCUCACACUUACACACAGACAAAAGAUUCUAACUAUUUAAAUCACUGCAUAUGGGAUGUUUUCAUCUACAAUAUUUUUAUUCUUUUCAAGUCAUUUCUAGAUUUUGUUUUAUGAUUGAAUACCUUAUUGUGCAUUCUUUGUUAAUAUCUUGAAUAAUUGUAAUAAGAAAGAACCAGUCUGUGUGGACAAAAAAUAGUUUUCUUGCAAACUCAGAGCAUGUGUAAGUCACAUUACUAAUUGUGUGCUGUUUUGUUCAUAAGAGGUUAAAUGUAGUCAGAGCAUUGUACUGUCACGGAGUCUAACAGUUUCUUUUUGAUAUUAUGAGCCUGUGAGUAAUCAGUAGUGGAUGGAGCUUGAAGAGGUGGCAAUUAAUGUGACAGAUCUGAUGAUCUUGGAUUAAACCAGAAUUCCAUUUCAAUUCUGUGCUACAGCAUACCAAUGAUUCCCUAUCUAGGGCUUUAAAUUUGUCUGGCUGACAUUACUUAACUGCUUUUUAGCAUCAUCGCUUCUCUAAGGCUAAGCAGCACAUUGCCUUGUUGGACACUCUUACAGCAGUAGGAUUAAUCACAAUAUGCUCUCUGCCUGAAUGCUUGCUCUUGAGAACAGCGGUAAUUCAUACAUUUGUGCAUAGCACAGGGGAUGGGCGUCAAAUUCUGUAAUGUAGUUGUUUCAAAGACAUUCCUCAGCUGGUUCUGUGAAAUCCUAGGACGCAAAGCAUGCCAGGCUUGUCUGAAAGCUAAUUACAUGGUUCAGUCUGGUUGUCCUACGAUAAAAGUGUAUCUUUUCAAAUGACUUGAAACAGGUGUUCUACAUUUCUCAAAGUUAGAGAAACAGUCUGGCAAUAGUACUGGAAGGGUGAUAGGCUGCGGAUGAUGAGAGUUUGAAGCAGACUGUCAACCCAAUAAUUUAACCACUGUGGUGUGAUCAAAAUAUCAAAUAAACAUUUAUCUAGUAGUCUCGUUGUAAUUAAACUUCCAACUCAUUCCUCAAAGUAAAGUAGCAGAAGCCAUCUUUUCCUUUAUACUACAAAAUUGCCAGCUGGUGCUGAAUUGGUCUCAGAUGUCACUGUAAUGGUGGUGACAUAUUAAGGUAACAUGUAAAAGAUCUUGAUGGUGGUAUGAUCACCAGUGGAUGGCAAUUCAUAGUUGGGUUUGGAAAAUUAGUAGCACAUGUUCGCCAUUCAUCUUUGAUGAUCAGGGCCAUAGAGAGGUUCACCGGGCCUAGGUACUGUAUGGGGGGCGUGGUGUAAUUGAGUGCAUAGCAAUGCCUCCAGCCACAGGCGCAUGCUCUGGGGGGGAAAGGGGAAUCAGUAUCCUGGCUCCAGAAAGUAGCACCCUCCUCCUCGUUGUCAGCAUCUUCCCAGUGAUAUGUGCACUAGAGAGCAAAGAUGUCACUGUGAAGAUGGCGCCACAGAAGGGAGAUGCGCAUGCCAGAGCCAGGUAAGAUUACUGUGAGGAGGGGGGCGCAAAAAGCCUGGUAAUUAGUACCUGUUCUACCACCCUCGCGGCGGCACUGUUGAAGAUUGCUCUUCACUGCUCUUGUUCGCCAUUCACCUUUCAGGUUCGUAGUACAUGACAUGUUUACAAUUAGCGAUCCAAUCAUUUUUUAUUUAUUUUUUAAAUCAAGAUUUAAAUAACAUUUUAGGAAAAUAGAAAAACCAAUUUAAACAUGUUUUAAUAAGAAUUUAGUCUACUGUGUGAGUAUGAAGUUUGCUGUUUGCUUUUGAGGUUCACCGUCUGGAACGUCUAAUGUUUUCCACCCGUUUUGUAUAUGUGCCAGCCAGCUCUUCCACAGAUAAAAUAUACAACCGGUGUGAGAAUCCCUGAGCGCUGGUAAAUAAGGAAACAAGUGAAGCCCCAAAGCUUUGUCACCAAAGUCAUUCCUACAAAUUUUGACUGAUUCUGAAUUAAUAAGGAAAUGCUUUUUCACGGGGACACUGACAACAGAUGGAGAAGACAGUGCCCAUUCCUUGGGACAUGGCUCACUACUACUUAAUUGUCUUGAAUUUAGUGCAUCACAGGUUUUGUUUCAGAAAUUGUGACUAUGAAAGAAAUGCUCCCUGAUCAUUCUGUGAUCCACAAGAGAUGUGACAAUGAGCUGGCCGCUGUUAUUAUGAGAUUCUUGAAUAUGGGUGAGUGCAGACAAGAUUCCUGUACUCUAAUUACUUCUCCAGUGAAGUGGCCAAGGGCAUGAUAACAUCGUUUGCUGUGAAUUACAUCAUCAUGUCCCCUCCCAUGGGGUGUAAUGCUGUGAAUUGUGAGGACAGUACUGCAACAACAAGAUUCAUAACACCCACCACCACCCCAAGCUCUUCCACCUGGACCCAGGAUCUCCUGAUUAUAAGCAGCAAAAGUAGCUACUCCUCCCCCUGCUGUCAUGCUAGAGGAGCAUACUUGCUGAUCAUAGGAGGCUGGAUGCUACAUUGGGACUGCUGCCCAGGAGACCUAUCCUCUAAUGGUGGACACAUUUAUUUGGAAUUGCUGAUCUACAACGAACACCAUCUUUGCAUAGAGACUCUGGAGCCUUUAUUUAUAAGUGGCAUUAUAGGAAUGGACACUCCGGCACAUCAAUAAUCAGCUACAAUUAUGACUUGUGCAUUGCUAUAGUUGAGGAAGAUGCAGUAAAUUGAUGCUUUGUUGUUAGGCGCUAAUGACACAGCAGGAAUCAGAGUUCACACAUCCUGUUUCGCUGAGUGCACCAUGUGACCAUCAGGAGCAUCUGCCUGGCCUCACUGUCCACCGGCUCCCACAGUCCUACAGGCAUCUUCCGGACUAUUGUGAUUUCCUGCAUGAAUAGUGAAUACCGACUGACCAGGAAGGAUAUAUUUCUUCAGAGGUUCCCCAUUUGGAGAAACCACCAUAUAGUCCGACAGACCAGCCGGCCAGACAGGCCUCAGACAACUCAGGAUGAUGCUGGGAUUGCAGGUUCUGCUUCUGUAAGCCGACCUCCUGUAAGGCGCCCAUCACAGGGCUCGGGCCACUUACCCAGGAGGCCAAGUAAGACACGGCGUCUUGGCACGGAAUCUGCGGCUCCAUCUUCCCCACCCAGGCGGCGCAUUUCUGCAGUGUCACCCCAGCCACCACUGGCACUAUUGGCGAGUCCACAGAGUGAUGAGCCCCGAUCACCUCAGUUAUCUGAGCCCAGCUUGAUGGCCGACGUGGACCAGCAGGGACAAGACCAACAGGCAACCAUCACACUGCAACUUACACCUGUUGACCCGAGCCAGCCAAUACAGCUGCAGGAUAUCCCCCAAGCCUCCAUGAGUCCACAACUGGCACAAGCUCCACCCCAAACACAAAUACCAGAUGACUUUUGGGCCAGUUGGACAAGCCAACAGGCCCAAAGCAAUGCCAGCCUGACCGCACAUACCCAACACCUUGCCAGUCUGCCCCAUCAUCUACCGCGCAUUAGUCGCAACUCGGGCAGACUGAUUGUACAAGUAGGCCGAAUCGCAACAUCGAUGGAGCAAAUAAGGGCUGACAACAACCAAAUGCUGGCUCAUUUAACGCGCAUCAUUGAUGAGCAACAGCGCCAUCAGCAGGCACUCGUUCAACUCAUUCAGCACAACCAGGUUGUGAAUGAGUCGUUAUCCAGGAUUGUAGCCAGCCACACUGCAACCAACACACAACUGAAUGCUAGCAUUAAUAAUUUGAGCAACAACAUAACAUUGAUGGCAGCUCAACAAGUGACCUCCAGCUCUGGGACCACGACCCCUAUCCAAACGCCAGUAACCUCCCCUGUUCGGCGUUCCUCCAGAGCACGUGCCAGUGAGCCAGCACAAAGCACAGCACCCAGCACACACAAGCGAAAAAAAUAACAAUUUUGACAAAUGUUAUUUAAACAAUAAAAAUUUGGAUUUGACAAACACACAACUUCCUGUGUCCGUCUCAAA
Pseudophryne corroboree (corroboree frog) is the source of this 4355-nucleotide messenger RNA. RefSeq lists its product as uncharacterized. NCBI's taxonomy places the organism in Eukaryota, Metazoa, Chordata, Amphibia, Anura, Myobatrachidae. Bases 3252 to 4280 code for a protein of 342 amino acids. The record is from RefSeq and is a predicted model, not a curated record. The transcript is spliced from 12 exons.